AUGGUUGAUCACUCGCAGCGUCGAAAAACCGCCGUUACUGCUAUAGGAGGAUAUGUUUUAAAUCCAAAAAAGCAUAAUUUAUCAUUUGGAAGAUGGGCCAUACCAGUUAUGGCGAAGAAGAUGCAAAGUUCAGAGAUUAAUGAAAGAAGAAGAGCUGUCCAGUCCUUAUGUGACUUUGUAUUCGACUCAAGGCGAGUGGCUUCAAAAGAGUUUACUAGCGUUGUUCCUAUACUAAAGGACUUAUGUGAAGAUCCUGAUUCUAAAUUAAGAUUAAACGUUGCAAAGUGCUUAGGAGCGGUAACCGCUACCCCUGCUGGACGACGAGCUUUCGACAACCACGGCUUCUACGACGAAACCUUGAAUUUGUUAAAGGACGAGGACGAAGAAGUUAGACAUGCAGCUAAUAUUGUCCUUCAAAGACUCGUCAUUUCUCCAAUCGGUGCUGAAGGCCUAGUGGAAGCAGGAGGCAUACCAGUCCUUAUAGAAAGAAUAUCGAGAGAACCUGAUCACAUUCUAGAAGUGCUCCUUCAGACGCUUCAUAUCUGCUGCCUCAUAGAUCCUGAGAACGCUGUGGACCACAAAUGCCUAGAGACCGUCAUUCCUCUGCUAAAGAACUCUUCCGAAAGCGUCAGAGCACGGGCUGCUACCGUGAUAAAAGAUUUGACAGAACAGGUAAAGGGCAGAAACCGAGCUUUGGAUCUUAAAGCCGUUCCUCUUCUCCUGGACAUGUGUCACAGCGAAGACGAAGUAGUUCAAGCGCAAGGACUGGCUGCCUUGAUGAUGAUUGCUUCAGCCACUCCAGGAAAGUUCAUGGCGAUUGGAGACAACGCAAUUGAGAGAAUCAUGCCUCUCGUCAAGAGAAAGAACCCAGAAAUCCGUUUGAAUGCGAUAAAAGUUCUCACUGUACUGAGUGAAGCGCCACCUGGAAGAAAACAGCUCAUAGAUAGAAUGCCAGAGGUUCUAUUAUCUCUUUUAAAUGAUGAAGUACCAGAAGUGCGAAGAGCAGCAAAAACUUUAAAUGCAGUAGUAACAUUCAAGCCUUAA
Argiope bruennichi is the source of this 1044-nucleotide messenger RNA. Its product is annotated as radial spoke head 14 homolog. The coding region runs from base 1 to 1044 and encodes 347 amino acids. Gene Ontology annotation, molecular function: protein binding. NCBI's taxonomy places the organism in Eukaryota, Metazoa, Arthropoda, Arachnida, Araneae, Araneidae. The transcript is spliced from 10 exons. The record is from RefSeq and is a predicted model, not a curated record.